Oryzias latipes (Japanese medaka) is the source of this 2493-nucleotide messenger RNA. RefSeq names its product BCL2 interacting protein 3 like b (gene bnip3lb). Gene Ontology annotation, cellular component: mitochondrial outer membrane; endoplasmic reticulum; nucleus. Lineage: Eukaryota; Metazoa; Chordata; Actinopteri; Beloniformes; Adrianichthyidae. Gene Ontology annotation, biological process: mitochondrial outer membrane permeabilization; positive regulation of apoptotic process; defense response to virus. The record is from RefSeq and is a predicted model, not a curated record.
AUCACCUAGCCGUGAGCAGGCGUGCCCUCGCUGCUGCUGCUGCUGCUGCUGCUGGUGGGAAAACAAACGGCAGCGGGACUUCAGAUCGGCUGCUCCCUCCUUCUGCCGAGACCCGGACUAGAGCAGCGGACUCUUGUAGUGUCCACGUCCGGAUGUAUGCCGAACAGGGCACGAGCGCUUUGCACUGAUCCGAGUCCUGAAUGCAACCCACCCUGCUCAACACAAACCACCAUGUCUGACGCUGCUAACACUGCCUCCACAGACAACAACGGCGGGGACUCGGGGCUAAACGGGUCCUGGGUGGAGUUGGAGAUGAACCGAGCUCAUCAGGCUCAGGCAUCCUUGACGGGGGGUCUGGCCCCCGGCCUACUGCCACUCCCUCAGGUGGAGGAAGAAGAGGCCAUAGUGGGGGGGCUCGAACACGUCCCGUCCUCUUCCUCAAUUCACAACGGAGACAUGGAGAAGAUUCUGUUGGACGCCCAGCAUGAGUCGAGUCGCAGUAACUCUUCCUGUGACAGCCCCCCACGGCCACACUCCCCCCAGGACGAGGGACAGAUCAUCUUCGACGUGGACAUGGCCGCCAGAAGAGACAGUCAGUCUGAAGAGGAAGUCUCGGACAAAGAGAGGGACAUGGACAUCCUUAUGAAGGAUGCAGAUUGGGUUGCCGACUGGUCCAGUCGACCGGAAAACAUUCCCCCCAAGGAAUUUCACUUCCGUCACCCUCGGCGCUCCGUAACUCUCAGCAUGAGGAAGACUGGCGUCAUGAAGAAAGGAGGAAUCUUCUCCGCGGAGUUUCUCAAGGUCUUCAUCCCCUCGCUGCUGCUAUCGCACGUAAUCGCUCUGGGGCUCGGCGUCUACAUCGGAAAGAGGCUGACCACGCCCCCCACCAGCUCCUUCUGAGCCCCAAAAUGAAGAGAAGUGCCUGGGAGGUGACCAUGAGAUGUUGGAGAAAAGUUUUGCUGUUCUGAGUAUGCCCUCCUCUCCCCCCUCAGUCCUGCCUGCACCCCCCCCCCCCCCCCCCCAGCCUGAGAUAUGACAUGUUCUCAGGAGAAACGCAUCUGCCUUUUCCUUCGUCUUUCUUCCUCCUUCCGAUUUUCUUGAUUCUUUCUUAUAUCUUUCACAAACAGUAUUGAGGUCAAAUUCUCCAGAGUUUCAACCUUCGGAAUGGGGGGUUUAGUGGGUGGGUUAAAGCAUUGAACCAAACUCCUGUACUGCUGUGCCCCGGCACUCCACCUGCAGAGACUUCCACCGAAUCCAAACGACUAAAAAUGUCCUCAUGCCUUUUUUUUUUUGUUUUCUUCUGUUGUUGUCGUCCGUUCUGGAUUGUUGUUUAUUUGUUUAUUAAGCCGUUUUUAUUCAGUGGCCAACCGCCUCCGAGACAUCACCCGCACAAGAGCCCCCAAACGGGUGGUGGAAAGGUGGCAGGUGUGCAGGCGGGCGGUGUCCUCUGUUCGUUUGUGUCGCUCGUGAGUCCAUAAUUCACCCAAACCAAUCAACCUUUGUGUUUUCUUCUGAUACAUCAGAGUUUCAUGCGUGUCCAGGAAAUCUGCAGUGUGUGGUUUUCCAAAAGUCAGAUGUUUUGGUAAAAAUUGAGGCAAUACAACUCAGAUGGAAGGACAUUUUCUUUUUGUUUUUUUUACAAGAAAAAGCUUUUGAAACCUCAGUUCUGAAGAUUAAAAUCUACAUUUAGCCAAUCCUCACCCCAGAAUGUUUGCCAAAAAUGUGUUCAACACCAAGACAAGAGCUCCAUGAUUCUCCAGUGGGAGUGGGACUUUCACUGCAGCUUCUUCUGGAAGGAGAAGGGGAGAGUUGAUGAUGCGAGACAACUUUUUUGGGAGUUGUGGCAUCUGCCAAUGCAGAGGUGUGGUGGGUUUCAUUGUGAGCCGGCCCACCAUUAGUGAGGUUUGCUGUGGAGAAGCUCAGCCGCAUCCAGCACGUCCGAGUGACCCCUGGAGAGCGCCCUGCACACCAGCUGCAGGAAAAUCCAAGUGGUCAGUGUUGACAGAUUCGUUAGUUGUGACGCGGACGUUGCUGCAUUUUCUAGGUAGGAGAACGAAUCAUUUUUAAACUGUGUCAUGUGAUCCAAAUAAAUCCUGGCUUUGCCUUGUUUCCUUGACUUUGUCAAACUUUGAACACAGAUUGAUAGAAAAUUUCCGUCUGAAACAGUAAAACGAUCCUCUUCAUAAAGGAGCUUUCCGUUUGUCUUUGUACACGCAGAGUUUGAAAGUGUAUUUGGGAUCUUUCCUGUCGUGUUUCAUGUGUUUUGAAAACAUUUUUCUCCCCUGGUGAGACCGAACACACAGAUUUAAAGUCAAGUUUGACUAAAUUCACAGAAGCUCUUUGUUGAUUUCAGUGCCUGAUGACUGGUAGGAAGAGUUCCCUCAGACUCUGAUCAGCUGAUCUGCAUUAUUAUAAUAAUGUAUUUGCUUUAUUUUGUCCCCCUACAUUGGAGAAACGGAUAAAGACUGUCAUUAAAAACGACCUGAAAGACGA